This is a messenger RNA of Octopus sinensis (East Asian common octopus), 2414 nucleotides long. Its product is annotated as zinc finger protein 665-like. Bases 491 to 1822 code for a protein of 443 amino acids. The record is from RefSeq and is a predicted model, not a curated record. The transcript has a single exon. Lineage: Eukaryota; Metazoa; Mollusca; Cephalopoda; Octopoda; Octopodidae. Gene Ontology annotation, molecular function: RNA polymerase II cis-regulatory region sequence-specific DNA binding; DNA-binding transcription factor activity, RNA polymerase II-specific. Gene Ontology annotation, biological process: regulation of transcription by RNA polymerase II.
GGUGUCUGAUGAUAUUGAACCCACAAACUAAAGAUUGAAGACUGGCAUUACCAAGGACACUGAGAAUCUUGUUUAUACAACUUAAGUUCUACCACUGAAAUAUUUCCUUUGAAUUGCAAGUAAUAUUUGAUAAUGACUGCACAUAUGUAACUCUAACAUGGUUUCUGUGAUGGUGUAACAUCAAAAUUUACUGAGAUUUUCUUUUUGUCUUAAAGACUUUGAAGAAAGUAUAUCUUUUUUAUUGAAAAUAUUUAAAGAAAUAUUUCCUUGAUGCAAAUUCCAGGAGUAUUUUUUUUUAUUUUGUGAAGAAAAUUUGUUAUGGAGGAGAAACUGAGUAAGAGUCAAGUUCAUAAUGAGAGACGAUCUAAUAAUAAUGGUGUUUCACAUCAAAUAAAGUAGACAUCAUACAUGUGUGGCAUCUGUGGGGAGUCUUUUAAAAUGCAAAAAUGUUUAAUUUAACAUCAGCCUUUGUACACAGAUUCUGAACUCUAUGACUGAUAUUUGUGGUAAAAAGUUCUCCACAGAUGAAAAUUUAUCUACCCACAAACAUAUUCACACAGAGAUGAAACCAUAUUGCCAUGAUAUUUGUGGGGAGGCACUCUCUGAAGAAAAUGGUUUAUCUAACCACAAAUGUAUCCACACAGAAGAAAAACCAUACCGUUGUGAUAUUUGUGGUAAAAAGUUCCUGAGAAAUACUGGUUUGUUGAACCAUAUACGAAUUCACACAGGAGAGAAACCAUACGUCUGCAGCAUUUGUGAGAAAGCAUUUUCUCAACAUAGUAACUUGAUGAACCAUAGCAGAAUUCACACAGGUGAGAAACCACAUCGUUGUGAUAUUUGUGGUAAAUCAUUCUCUCAAAACAGCAAUCUGUUGGUUCAUCGCCGUAUUCACACAGGAGAAAAACCAUACCACUGUGAUAUAUGUGGUAAAGCAUUUUCCCAGAAUGGUAAUUUAUUAAUCCAUAGAAGUACUCAUGGAGGAGAGAAGCAAUAUCAUUGUGAUAUAUGUGGUAAAGGAUUCUUUGUUAAUUCUUCUUUAACUAGACACAUACGAGUUCACACAGGUGAAAAGCCAUACUGCUGUGAUAUCUGUGGGAAAACAUUCACUGCUUCGAGUUCAUUAUCAAUGCAUAAACUUAACCAUACAGGUAAUAAGCCAUACCACUGUGACAUUUGUGAUAAAGCUUUCCUUAACAAUAACACUUUGUUGAAGCACAGAAGAAGUCAUACAGGUGAGAAACCAUAUCACUGUGAUAUCUGUGGCAAAGCAUUCUCUCAAAACAGCAAUUUAUUAACGCAUACACGCAUUCACACAGGUGAAAAGCCAUAUCAUUGUGAUAUUUGUGACAAAACAUUCUCGCAAAAUAUUAAUUUGAUAAUUCAUAGGUCUGCUCACAGAGGAGAGAAACUCUAUCCUUGUGAUAUUUGUGGUAAUGCUUUCUCCAGUAUUUCUUCUUUAUCAACUCACAGACGUAUUCAUACAGGAGAAAGACCACACUGCUGUGAUAUUUGCGGCAAAGCAUUCACUGCUUCCAGUUCAUUGUCAAUGCAUAAGCUUACACACACAGGUGAGAAGCCAUACUACUGUGAAAUCUGUGGUAAAAAUUUCCCAAAAACUAGCAUUUUGUUGAAUCACAGACGAAUUCACACAGGUGAGAAACCAUACCAGUGUAACAUUUGCAAGAAAGCAUUCUCUCAGAAUAGUAAUUUAUUGACCCACAAACGUGUUCACACAGGUGAGAAACCAUAUCAGUGUGAUACCUGUUGUAAAUCAUUCUCUCAAAAUAUCAAUUUAUUAACCCAUAGACGUAUUCAUCUUUGACAAGACAAGUCUCAUAAAGUUAAUUGUACAGAAGAAGAAAAAAUACCUGAGAUAUAUGUGGUAAAAAUUAAUGAGGUACUUAUGGUACAAUGGAAAACUAUAUUCAUGGCAUACUAAUGACGUAAAUACAGCCAGGGACUCAGCUUGCAAUUUAUUUAAUUGAAGAGCAGCAGUGACAUGUAUUCUUUGACUGAAGAAUCAGUAGCAGUAUUAAGCCAGCCAUGAAACUCGAGCUCACAUCUCUGUGAUUACUGGUCAUAGUGCUUUACCUUUAAUAAUGAUAAUAAUAAUAAUAACAAGAGCACUCAGAGAGCACAAACCUCCGCCAAGGUAACACCAACAUCCUCUCAACGUUUAGCUGAAGACGAUUUUUAAAAUGAGAAUAUCUGAAAUAAACUCGACUGUCCUCACAGACGAGAAUACUAAAAACGAACCCGACCGCUAACGAAACUUAAGUAAAAAAGAACGGAAAAAUAAUCCAGAAUCUUUGUCUGGUACCUGAUUGAUCCCAAUGGUAGUCAUGGAAUGUAAAGGUGGCUGUAGAAAAAUUAGUAACAGUAAUAAAUAGUUCAUCCUUAUCUAAUACAAGUCC